Linepithema humile (Argentine ant) is the source of this 1390-nucleotide messenger RNA. Its product is annotated as glycerol-3-phosphate phosphatase. NCBI's taxonomy places the organism in Eukaryota, Metazoa, Arthropoda, Insecta, Hymenoptera, Formicidae. Gene Ontology annotation, molecular function: phosphatase activity. The record is from RefSeq and is a predicted model, not a curated record.
CGUCUUACGAAAAACGGCAGCGUGGCCCCUCUCAGAUUUUUCUCUGCCUUCAGAUUAUGACAGGUUAUGUCACAAGAUUGAAAAAAAGUUCUCAGCUGAUUUGUGUCCUCACUGUAUUUGUGAUUAUAUUGAUUAUAUAUUAGUUGUCAUUGUUUUCAUAUAAUAAGAUAAGAAUGUCGGCGAUAAAUAUAAAGUCUCUCGCUCGUCAGGACGUUUUACACUUUUUACGUUCAUUCGACACUGUGUUAACCGAUUGUGAUGUUCCCUUUAGGAGUAUUAUGGAUGAACAUGACACCUCUGCCGAAUUCAUCGAGCGUUAUGAAUCUAUUUCGCAAACUCGGCAAACGAAUUUUCUAUGUGACCAACAACAGUACGAAGACUCGAGAUGAUUUAGUGGAAAAAUGCAAAACUCUCAAAUUUCAAGCGAACAAGGAUGAUAUUUUAUGUACAUCCAACCUGUCAGCUUGUUAUCUUCAAAGUCUAGGUUUUCGCAAGAAGGCCUAUGUUAUUGGUUCUGAAGCAAUUGCCAAGGAAUUGGAACAGGCUGGUAUUUCGUAUUGCGGAAUAGGACCAGACACAAUUAGUCAGAACACUUUAUAUUCUGUUUUUGAAAAAGAUCCUGAAGUAGCUGCAGUUAUAGUUGGUUUUGAUGAGCACUUUAGCUAUCCUAAAAUGGUAAAGGCAGCUACAUAUUUAAGUGACGCUAGUGUACAUUUUAUUGGUACCAAUACAGAUGAAAGAUUUCCAGUUUCAAACGAUGUCAUUAUACCUGGUACAGGAAGUCUAGUCAGAUGCAUAGAAAGCUGCUCAGAGAGAAAGGCGAUAAUUAUGGGUAAACCAGAGGAAUACAUGGCUAAAAUGUUGAAGGAACGCUCUAACAUCAAUCCACAACGCACUUUAAUGAUCGGAGAUCGAUGCAAUACCGAUAUAAUCUUUGGAACUCGUUGCGGUUUCCUGACUUUGUUAGUCCUGACAGGAGUAACUGCUUUAUCGGACGUCGAGAAGUGGAAGCAAUCGGGGCAACAAGAAGAACGAGAUCUUGUUCCCAAUUAUUACAUAGAUGCACUCGGCGAUUUAUUACCAUAUUUAAAAGAACUGGAAACUCUCUCUGAAGUGUCAUAAGUUUGAAAUUUAGAUAUUUAAUUAAAGAAAGUAAGCGCCAAAACGGAUUUCUAGCUAAUAUAAAGUAAUAAUAUAAUUUUUUAAUGCAACGUGCGAUAUCUCGUACACACAUAAAUAUUUAUGUGUGUACAGAACUCCUGUGACAUGAUCUCUUUGGAAUGGAGUCAAUUCUAGAAAUUCAUAUCAAUAGUGCAAUAAUGUAAAAGUCACUGGGCUCUCUCUCCUGUAUAAACAUUUAAAGGAUAUUAAACCAAAGAUAUCUCGAAUA